Molecule: messenger RNA, 291 nt
Organism: Notodromas monacha
Lineage: Eukaryota; Metazoa; Arthropoda; Ostracoda; Podocopida; Cyprididae
Source: the annotation of a GenBank genome assembly
AUGUGCUUCAAGGAACGCCACUGGAAACCCCAGCACGAUCAAGUGCGACGAUUGGUUCAGCCAUUGGCUUACGAAGCCUCGGAGUACUGGCCAAGUCGACGAAAGGCAGAGGAAGCGAGCAGCAAGACCGAGUUCCCGUAUUUUUAUUCCACUGGGGGCGGCUGUUGCUCAGUUUCAGCCUGGGUUCGUUGGACGGCGGCGGCCGCGGCCACUUUCGCUUCUCUGCUCCUUCUUCCUCUCUAUAUCUUUCCCCGUUACGAAACGUAUCCCAAUUUGGAGGAAGUAGGCUAA